AGCCCUAAGUUUUGUCCGUCUUCCACAGCUUCAGAAACCAAAUGACACAAAUACCAAUCCAACGACCACCCAUUUCACAUCCUUCCUGCUUGGCUGUCGAGAAAUUCUUCAGAAUUCUUACAAGUACUGGUUUGUUACCCAACAAAGACGCUUGGUAUAAUAUUCUCUUCUGGGUGUUGCUAACUUCUUUUUCUCUCUUUCGAGAUUGAAUCAACUGCAAUAUGUCACUUGAGAUUCAGAAUUUUCCUUCAAUCUUCAAUUUUCCUGUGUUUUCUCAGCAACCGAACGGGGAAUUUUGAUUACAUAAUUAAUUGAAUAGGGUUGAAGAAAUGGCAUCUGCUAAUGCUUUAGCUUCCUUAAAUAAAAUUUCCCCUUUUCUUUCACCUCAAAGAAGAUACAAAUUGAUUAUUCCUCAAUUAGGUCAAUACCCUGUAAGACCUUGUCCUUGGAUUUAUACCACAAUCUGCAACAACCGAAGCUGUAAAAGUGCUAAUUUUGUGGUUGCGAAGCCAAUUAAAGGCAGAAUUCGAGAGUUUAGGCUAUUAAAAUCUGUAGAACUGGACCAGUAUAUAACAAGCGACGAUGAAGAUGAAAUGAGUGAAGGGUUUUUUGAGGCAAUUGAAGAACUAGAGAGAAUGACAAGAGAACCCUCUGAUAUUCUUGAGGAAAUGAAUGAUAGGCUUUCUGCAAGGGAGUUACAACUAGUUUUGGUAUAUUUCUCUCAAGAGGGAAGAGAUUCAUGGUGUGCGCUCGAGGUGUUUGAGUGGUUAAGAAAGGAGAAUCGGGUGGAUAAAGAGACGAUGGAUCUUAUGGUUUCAAUUAUGUGUAGUUGGAUAAAGAAGUUGAUAGAAGGGGAUCAUGAUACUGGGGAUGUGGUUGACCUAUUGGUGGAUAUGGAUUGUGUGGGGUUGAAGCCGAGCUUUAGUAUGAUUGAAAAGGUUAUAUCUUUGUACUGGGAGAUGGGAGAGAAGGAAAGAGCGAUUUCAUUUGUGAAAGAGGUUUUGAGACGGGAAAUUACCUUUUCCAAAGAUGAUGGAGAAGGUCAAAAGGGAGGCCCUACUGGGUAUCUUGCAUGGAAGAUGAUGGUUGAUGGAAACUAUAAGGAUGCUGUGAAAUUGGUUAUCAAUCUUAGAGAAUCUGGGUUGAAGCCAGAGGUGUACUCCUACCUAAUUGCAAUGACAGCUGUUGUGAAAGAGCUCAAUGAAUUUGCAAAAGCUUUACGCAAAUUGAGAGGUUUUGCAACAUCUGGUUUGAUAGCUGAACUUGAUCCUGAAAAUUUAAGGAUUAUUGAGAAAUACCAGUCAGAUCUUCUUGCUGAUGGAGUAUGUUUGUCAAGUUGGGUGAUUCAGGAGGGAAACCCUUUGCUUUAUGGUGUCGUUCAUGAGCGGCUUCUUGCUAUGUAUAUUUGUGCUGGUUGUGGACUAGAUGCUGAAAAACAGUUGUGGGAAAUGAAACUUGUAGGUAAGGAGGCUGAUAGAGACCUGUAUGAUAUUGUUUUAGCUAUCUGUGCUUCCCAAAAAGAGGCCGGUGCAAUAGGACGAUUACUUACUGGAAUAGAGGUUACAACCUCUCACCAAAAGAAGAAAACCUUAUCGUGGUUGUUGAGAGGUUACAUAAAAGGAGGACAUUAUGAUGAGGCUUCAGAAGUACUAAUUAAAAUGCUCGAUUUGGGUUUAUGUCCAGAUUAUUUAGAUAGAGUGGCUGUGCUGCAGGGACUGAGAAAAAGAAUCCAACAAUGGGGAAAUGUGGAAUCUUAUCUUAAGCUUUGCAAGCGUCUGUCGGUUUCAAAUUUGAUUGGACCACCUCUCGUCUAUCUGUAUAUAAAGAAAUAUAAGCUCUGGAUCAUGAAAAUGCUUUGAGAGACUCCUUUAAUCCUACGAUGCGUGUAGAAGUUGAACCCAGAUUUGUUCCGAAAGCAAGGUCUUCUGGGUUAAGAAUGUAUAGAAUUACUGUUUUCUGGGAGUUUUGAGAAAUACAUUUUGUAUAGAUUUGAAUGGAUUAAGAGCAGUGCGGUGAUGUUCUGUACGCGAGUCUCUGAUGUAGAUGAAAUGGGAAGACAUAUCAAGUGUUGUGUUCUUGGGGGUCAUUUAAGUACUUGUAUAUGGUGGAUGUUGUAAACACAAUAAUGAUGUCCAUCCUGUAACUAAUGCUUAACAUAUAAAGUACAGACAUGUUUUGUAUAUUUCAUAUAUUUCAAUGUCCUGCAUUCCCAGAUAUUGUUAUACAUAUGUAGACCUUUCUGUCAA
Messenger RNA from Manihot esculenta (cassava), 2246 nucleotides. Its product is annotated as pentatricopeptide repeat-containing protein At2g30100, chloroplastic. The record is from RefSeq and is a predicted model, not a curated record. The coding region runs from base 330 to 1859 and encodes 509 amino acids. NCBI's taxonomy places the organism in Eukaryota, Viridiplantae, Streptophyta, Magnoliopsida, Malpighiales, Euphorbiaceae. Gene Ontology annotation, molecular function: protein binding. The transcript has 2 exons.